AACUCGCCCGCUUGACUAGCGCCCUGGAACAGCCAUUUGGGUCGCGGAGUGCGAGCACGGCCGGCCAAUCGCCGAGUCAGAGGGCCAGGAGGGGCGCGGCCAUUCGCCGCCCGGCCCCUGCUCCGUGGCUGGUUUUCUCCGCGGGCGCCUCGGGCGGAACCUGGAGAUAAUGGGCAGCACCUGGGGGAGCCCUGGCUGGGUGCGGCUCGCUCUUUGCCUGACGGGCUUAGUGCUCUCGCUCUACGCGCUGCACGUGAAGGCGGCGCGCGCCCGGGACCGGGAUUACCGCGCGCUCUGCGACGUGGGCACCGCCAUCAGCUGUUCGCGCGUCUUCUCCUCCAGGUGGGGCAGGGGUUUCGGGCUGGUGGAGCAUGUGCUGGGACAGGACAGCAUCCUCAAUCAAUCCAACAGCAUAUUCGGUUGCAUCUUCUACACACUACAGCUAUUGUUAGGUUGCCUGCGGACACGCUGGGCCUCUGUCCUGAUGCUGCUGAGCUCCCUGGUGUCUCUCGCUGGUUCUAUCUACCUGGCCUGGAUCCUGUUCUUCGUGCUCUAUGAUUUCUGCAUUGUUUGCAUCACCACCUAUGCUAUCAACGUGAGCCUGAUGUGGCUCAGUUUCCAGAAGGUCCAAGAACCCCAGGGCAAGGCUAAGAGGCACUGAGCCCUCAACCCAAGCCAGGCUGACCUCAUCUGCUUUGCUUUGGCAUGUGAGCCUUGCCUAAGGGGGCAUAUCUGGGUCCCUAGAAGGCCCUAGAUGUGGGGCUUCUAGAUUACCCCCUCCUCCUGCCAUACCCGCACAUGACAAUGGACCAAAUGUGCCACACGCUCGCUCUUUUUUACACCCAGUGCCUCUGACUCUGUCCCCAUGGGCUGGUCUCCAAAGCUCUUUCCAUUGCCCAGGGAGGGAAGGUUCUGAGCAAUAAAGUUUCUUAGAUCAAUCA
Gorilla gorilla gorilla (western lowland gorilla) is the source of this 941-nucleotide messenger RNA. It is a transcript of the gene VKORC1, whose product is annotated as vitamin K epoxide reductase complex subunit 1. Lineage: Eukaryota; Metazoa; Chordata; Mammalia; Primates; Hominidae. Gene Ontology annotation, biological process: vitamin K metabolic process; blood coagulation; peptidyl-glutamic acid carboxylation. The record is from RefSeq and is a predicted model, not a curated record. Gene Ontology annotation, molecular function: vitamin-K-epoxide reductase (warfarin-sensitive) activity. The transcript has 3 exons. The coding region runs from base 170 to 661 and encodes 163 amino acids.